Messenger RNA from Malus domestica (apple), 1770 nucleotides. RefSeq lists its product as uncharacterized. NCBI's taxonomy places the organism in Eukaryota, Viridiplantae, Streptophyta, Magnoliopsida, Rosales, Rosaceae. Gene Ontology annotation, molecular function: oxidoreductase activity, acting on paired donors, with incorporation or reduction of molecular oxygen; iron ion binding; monooxygenase activity. The record is from RefSeq and is a predicted model, not a curated record. Gene Ontology annotation, biological process: sterol metabolic process.
AUAAUAUGAAAUGAUUGCUUAUCCUCCUGAAUAUUUAAACUGGACAGAUUUUGGCGUGCUAUCCCCAACUUAGACUAGAGAAUAUUUUAUAGGACGAUCUAAUCCUUUAAAAACCCGACAUUCCAAGCUUCCUAGACAUCUCACUCUCCUUUGCCAACUUCAAAUACUUUGAGACUUCGAGUGAAAACCAUGGACACCCUUUACCUUGUUCUCUCUUUGGGAGCUGCAGUUUUCGCUUUGACCGUCUUUGCAUUCAAGCGAAAUUCAGAUGACAGUAACAACCUACCGCCAGGGAGCAUGGGGUGGCCUAUUGUGGGAGAAACUCUCGAGUUUCUGUUUGGGAAGCCGGAAAAUUUUGUGUUCAAGAGGAUGAGGAGGUACUCUCCUGACAUCUUCAAGACCAAAAUUCUUGGAGAGAAAACUGCUGUCAUUUGUGGUCCUAAUGGACACAAGUUUCUGUUCUCCAAUGAACAAAAGUACUUCACAGCUUUUCGACCACAUUCCAUGCAGAAGAUGUUUCGUUCGUACAAGGCUGCUGCUGCAGCUUCUGCUCCUCCUGCAGCACAGCCUGCUCGUAAUGAAGAAGCGAAAGUAUUGAGGUCCCCAGGGUUUUUGAAGCCGGAAGCAUUGGUGAGGUACUUGGGAAAAAUGGACUCAAUAACCCAAGAACAGAUGAGAACCUGUUGGGAAGGAAAAGAUGAGGUCAAGGUCUACCCUUUGGCCAAGAAACUCACUCUAAGUCUUGCCUGCAGAUUCUUCUUGGGCAUCGAUGAUCCCGAGAAAAUUGCAAGCCUAGUGAGCCACUUUGAUGAUGUUACUGUUGGGAUGCAUUCACUUAUUGUGAACUUCCCAGGAACAAUAUUCUUUAAGGCAACCAAAGCUGCAGAUGCGCUGCGAAAGGAGUUGAAGACUGUGAUUCAGGAGAAGAAGGCUGCAAUGGCAUCGGGAGCGCCUAUGCAUGACAUUUUGUCACAUAUGAUUAUGACCAGUGAUCCAUCUGGAAAAUACAUGCCGGAGGCAGAGGUUGCCGAUAAGAUAAUGGGUUUACUCACAGCAGGAUAUAGCACUGUGUCUACUGCCAAGACUUUCUUCAUGAAGUAUGUGGGAGAGAAGCCAGACAUUUAUGCCAAGGUCCUAGCUGAGCACAAAGAGAUUGCAGACUCAAAGAAGCCAGAAGACUUACUGGAGUGGGAAGACAUCAACAAGAUGAAGUACUCAUGGAAUGUGUUGCAUGAAGUGAUGAGAUUCACACCGCCACUUCAAGGAACAUUCAGAGAGGCCUUGACUGAUUUUACCUACGCCGGUUACACCAUUCUGAAGGGCUGGAAGGUAUACUGGACUGUCAGUACAACAAACAUGAACCCGGAAUACUUCCCCAACCCGGAAAAGUUUGAUCCAUCAAGAUAUGAUGACCUAAGUGCAUUCCCAGCUUUUACAUUCGUUCCAUUUGGAGGAGGGCCAAGAAUGUGCCCCGGGAAAGAGUACGCUCGCCUAGCAAUCCUCACCUUCGUUCACAAUGUGGUGAAGAGGUUCGAAUGGGAAGUGCUAUUUCCUAAGGAGAAGAUCACAGGCGACAUGAUGCCAACACCGGAGAAAGGGCUCCCAGUUCGCCUUCAUUGCCACUAGGCAUCAGACUGUCUGGAAUCUUCUGUUUACAAAUGUUCUUUGUUAAUGUUUUUCUUUUCCCUCUGUAUUUGUUAUCUUAUGUGAAACUGAAAGUGAUAAAUAUACAUGUUUAAUGUUGAUUGAAUUGAUGACUUCGGCCUUCAA